Messenger RNA from Acanthopagrus latus (yellowfin seabream), 1143 nucleotides. Its product is annotated as homeobox protein prospero-like. The record is from RefSeq and is a predicted model, not a curated record. The transcript is spliced from 9 exons. Lineage: Eukaryota; Metazoa; Chordata; Actinopteri; Spariformes; Sparidae. The coding region runs from base 28 to 1143 and encodes 371 amino acids.
ACACCAACAGGAGUUCUCACAGCCAGCAUGAACCUUUUCUGCUUCUCCCUGGAGGGGUCGAUGGACAGCCUGUAUGAGGCUGUGCAGAGCUCCACUGAUGGCCCACCGCCGCCCAUCCCCAGCCGCUCCUCCAGCCGCUCCUGCAGUCGUUCCUGCAGCCGCUCCUGCAGCCCGGCGGUCCUGCUGGACGACAACACAAAGUGGGGAGGCUCUGGAAGAUCUAUUUCUAUGGACAUGCCUCAGAUGCAGGGGACCAACUGCAACAAAAAGAAAAGAAGAACACAUAUAUCCAAAUCAGCAUCAGAUAAUGAAGCACUUGAUAACCCCAGCUGUAAUACCGCAGUCUGGCAGCCCGCCAAGAGCCGAGAAGAUUUAGUCCACAUCACCAACAAUCACAAUGAAGAGAUGAGGAAGACUAAACACAGAACAGAAACCAAAGAUGGGAAAGGAGCUCAUCAUUCUGGCACAAAGAAGAAGGAGAAACCGCCCUCGAGCCAGAGUGUCCAUGCCAAUGGUGUGGCGACAGAGUCUAAACCUGCUGUCAAAAGAAGCCAAAAGCCUGGAAAGAAACCAGCUGGAAAGAGCGGGAAAGAGGCGUCGAAGAAAAGCCACAAUGCCACAGUUCACUCCCCACCGUCUAUUAUGAGUCCAACCAUGGGGCCCCACUAUCUGGACGUGCCAUACAGGUCAGACAGGAGACCCUACAUGGGCAAGUCCUCCACCCUACCUGCCCAGGAGAACACUACCCCGGGCCGAUGCACAGAAAUAGCUAACCUCCCUGGUGGAGCGACACCCACCCACGCCCACCACCAGCGCUGGAGCAACCCAGGCGACAGCGGUCCUGCCUGGGGGGCCGCUCAGCACACCUGCCGCAGACCGCUCACAGAGUAUCGCGUGUACUCCCACGACUUUGCCACGGCUCAAGGGAAGGAGUGGGAGGGCAAACAGCAGCAAGGGACGGCCCAGGAUGGCAGCUUGAAACGGGAUUGUAAACCCAAGAUUCCCCCAAGAGUGCCGCGAUCGAGCACAGACGGGGAUCUGUCAGAACCAAAUCGAUACUGCUUCAAGAGACACAAUGCCAAUUGCCUCACAUCCUGUGUUGUAAGGAAGUGGGCCAGCCAGCCCAUCAGACAGGCAGCCUGA